AUGGAAGAGACUGAGCCUCCUUUCACCUCUACAAUCAUGGAUGAGGUGAUGCCACAGAGGUUUUGGAUACCUCCUGUCAUUCAGUACUCUGGGUCUGGUGACCUAUCCGAGCAUGUGGAGGCUUAUCGUUCGUGGAUUGGUAAGAGGAGUCAAAAGCCUAAUACUCACCCAUUUGCCAUCAAGCAAGAGCCGAAGGAGUCGUUGAAAGACUACAUUGCUCGCUUCAAUGAGGAAGCAUUGUUAGUGGAAGAUUACGAUGACAAGAUAACGCUCACCACUCUGUUCAGCGGCCUAAAAGAAGGGAAAUUCACCUUCUCCAUUGGAAAUAAUCGGCCAAAGACAUUAGCAAAACUCAUUGCUAGAGCUCAGAAGUAUACUAACACCGAGGAAUUCUUCAAUGCAUGCAAAAAUGUCCAAGUGGCAGAGUCGAAUGGUAAAGGGAAGAGGCCUAGGAACGAGAUUCUAUUGGACAUCCGAGGAGAAAAGCUGCUGAAUUGGCCCGUUUGUAUGAUGGCCGACCUGGAACAUCGCGACAAACACAAAUAUUGCCGCUUUCAUCGGGAUCACGACCAUAACACCGCCGACUAUGUGGACCUCAAGGACGAGAUCAAGACCCUUAUUCGUAAGGGUCAUCUGUGA
Molecule: messenger RNA, 639 nt
Organism: Magnolia sinica
Lineage: Eukaryota; Viridiplantae; Streptophyta; Magnoliopsida; Magnoliales; Magnoliaceae
Exons: 3
Coding region: 1-639 (212 amino acids)
Source: RefSeq, a predicted model, not a curated record